Messenger RNA from Scylla paramamosain (green mud crab), 7996 nucleotides. Its product is annotated as PHD finger protein 14-like. The coding region runs from base 1509 to 5315 and encodes 1268 amino acids. The record is from RefSeq and is a predicted model, not a curated record. Lineage: Eukaryota; Metazoa; Arthropoda; Malacostraca; Decapoda; Portunidae. Gene Ontology annotation, biological process: regulation of transcription by RNA polymerase II. The transcript has 16 exons.
AGAAAAUACUGAGAUGCAGUGAUGUACUACUAAGUUAUGUGUAUAUUGUUCAAUCAGGAAAUCAUCAAGAGGGCAAAUACUGCAUAUCUGUAACUCUAGCAACCAUUGAAAUUUUGUUGGAUUUUCACAAUAGUAAGUAGUAUAAUACAUGUCAGGCAUUGAUGACAAGUAUAUUCUCUCUCUCUCUCUCUCUCUCUCUCUCUCUCUCUCUCUCUCUCUCAAAGGCUCGGUUAAUUUUAUGUUGUCACAGAAAUUAAUAACGUAUUGUUCUUGAAUAGUAUGAACAAACAAGAUGUGAUUAGUAUCCGCUACAAGGUUGAGAUGAAGCUCUUUAAUUAAAGGGAGAAGACAGCACAAGAACACUUGAGAAAGUAAAGGAAUAAGAGUAAGAUUAGUGGUAAGGUAACCUAUAUUGUUCAAGUGUUAUGAAGCAGGACGCGAAAACGAGCCGAAGCACGAUUCGCCGUGACGUAACUUUUUUAAUUAAUACUUGUCACUCCGGGCUGCCAUAUCCGGGUUCGAAGCCCGGUCAGACUCACCUUUUACUUGCAUUAAUUUUAAAGUGUUCCAUAAUGGGAAACGUGCUUCUUCAUACAGACUCGUUAAAGUAGGAUAUGACUGAAGUAAACUUUCCUGUCUUGGAUACCUCAUCCAGGGAGCAGUGACCGAGUUGGUAGAUACAUAAGAAGAUCGAUGUAUUCAUAUCGACACUAAAUUUUGUCUAGGUACAUUUUAUGCUACUGCCGCAGAUUCUGCUGACCUAAUUAAAGAGAAGAGGCAACUUUUCAUCCAACGGAUGGUACUAGUAGUAGUAGUAGACUACUACUACUAUUAGUAGUAGAUACUACUAGUAGUAGUAGUAGUAGUAGUUGCUACCUGAACAUGUAAUCAACAAUACUGAGAGAGAGAGAGAGAGAGAGAGAGAGAGAGAGAGAGAGAGAGAGAGAGAGAGAGAGAGAGAGAGAGAGAGUUGGCAUAUUGUUCAUACAUGAUCAUAUUUUGUGGUACGGUUUGAUACGAACCGUUUGUAUGUGAUCCCUCGUUAAUGCUGACAACGUAGAAACUCGUGGUACCUUGAUUGGCAGUAAUACUUAGUUACAUAAUUAUACGCUGGCUGAGGUAAGCAGGCCUCUACCAUGCCAUCGGUGGUUAUUUUUGUAUAAUGUUAUUCUUCUGGAAGGAAGGGGACAAAAUAAAGUUUUUUUUUAUUUUUGUUAAUGAUUUCCAGUACAAACACGUUUCAUUGAUAAAUAAAGAAGUUGAAGAAGGCCAAUCUUGGAGAAAAGGAACAAAAGGAAAUUCCAAAAAAAAAAAAAAAAAAAAAAAUGUAUAGGGGAUGAUAACAACAACAAAAAUAUAUAGGAGAAUAAGAACAAAAGAAAGCAAUGUAGGAUGAGAACAGCAAAAAGGUUAAUAAGAAAUAAAAUAAAUAAAUAAAUAAAUCCGUGGUUGGCGGCGGUGCGCGGGGUGCUGCUCGGGUGUGCGGGGCUGCCAGCAGACGCCGCAACAUGGCGAGUGAAAACAAAGCAGGCAAGAAUGACACGGUGGGCCUUUUUCUCCAGGCUAUGGUGGACCGUGAGCCCGGAAAGAGGAAGGUGAAGCCCUCUAAAGCAGCACUGGUGGACCUGGCUGAGCUGGACCUUGGCGAGAGCUCUGAUGACAGUGAUUUUAAUGUUGAUGAAGCCAAACUGAAUGAUGAUGAUGAUAUUUCCAUCAAUAGUGAUCCAGAUGCCCCAGAUGAUGACGAUGAUGAUGAUGGUGAUGAUGAUGUGGAUGAAGAGGGGGAAAGUGAAGAGGAAGGAGAGGUGACAUAUGCUGCUCCAGAGAAAAACCUUACAGUAACUCAGCUUCUGGAGCAAGCUAAGAAGAAACAGGCCCUUGAGGCAGAGAAGGGCUUUGAGCGUCCCAAGAUACUGGUGUGCUCUGUGUGCCUGGGGGACCAUUCAGAUGACCUCAAUGAAAUAGUGACUUGUGAUGGAUGCAGUGUGUCUGUGCAUGAGGGCUGCUAUGGCAUCAGUGACUCAGUGUCUGUCUCCAGCACUGUGUCUUCAUGCUCCACAGAGCCAUGGUUCUGUGAUGCAUGUAAGGCAGGUGUCGUUGAUCCUCCCUGUGAGCUGUGUCCAAAUCUGGGCUAUACAAUUUUUAAAGAAACAGAAAUGGGAAGAUGGGUCCAUUUGGUUUGUGCCUUAUACAUUCCAGGUGUUGCAUUCAGUGAGGUUGACAAGCUGUCCUUUCCCACAUUGUUUGAGAUGCCAUACAGCAAGUGGGGUGCUAAGACCUGCACACUCUGUGAGGAUGAGCGCUACUCCCGCACUGGUGUUUGUAUUGGUUGUGACGCUGGCAUGUGUAGAGGCUACUUUCAUGUUACCUGUGCCCAGCGAGAAGGCUUGCUAUCAGAAGUAAACCAUGGGGAGGCUGACCAAGCAGAUCCUUACUAUGCCCAUUGUAAACUUCACACUGACCGGGAACUUAUCAGACGAAGAAAACGAAACUGGCUUGCCCUGCAACUUCACAUGAAACAAGGAGAGGCAGAUAAAUCUGGCUCAAGCCAGGAAACUCAAGACAGAAUUCAGCGCAAAUUAGGUCGCUACAGAGAUAAAUAUCUCUUCAACAAAAACAAUAGACCCACACCAUGGUAUCCUACUCAGAAGAUGCCAAGAGCUCUCUCCACUUCAGCAUCCCUUUUUCGGUCGCUGCUUCACAAGACAGAACUGAUGGGCUUAAGUACAGAAUCUCAGCCCCUUCACUCUACUAGUGUUGGUGACAUUAGAAAGAAAUGGCAUAUUCCUCCUGCCUUCAAUGUUGAGUUCAUAAGUUACUACCUGGAUCGAACAAAUCGAUUAACAGAGAUGAAGGAUCGCUUGGAUCAUCUCCUUACAGAAAAUUCUCAGUUGGUUGAAGAGGAGACACAGCUCAGGAUUAAGUGUAAUCAGAUGGAAUGUGAAUGUGAAAAUCUCAAGUCAGAGAAUGAUGUACUUCUUAACAAGGCCUUAGAGUUGCACGAUCUUCUCAAGGGCCUGGCAGGACGCCCUUUGCCAUUGCCUCCUGUAGUGGCAGCAUUACACAAUCCCCCAAGCCCCCCACUGCCAACGAGACCACUCCCUAAAGGCAGUUUGCGAGGACCAAUUAUUACAAAGGCAGCAGCCAAGAUGAUGACAGACCAUGCCCCUCCUGUUGGAGGUGAGUAUUGGUCCCAGAGGCUGCAAGAGAUGGGAACAAACAGCCUAACCCUGAAUAGAUGUCGGGUGUGUCAGCUAACAAAGGAGCAGCAUUUAUUAAUUGAGUGUGACACCUGUGGCCAUUACUACCAUUUAUCGUGCUUGGAUCCUCCCCUUACACGCAUGCCAAAGAAAACAAAACAGAUGGGAUGGCAAUGUUCAGACUGUUGCAAGUCUUCUGACUCUGAUAAAGCUCCAGAGGUGGACACAGCAGCACCUCGUAGACUCCGCAGGAAUAUCAAAGAACCUGCCAAAUUCUCGCCUUCUCUUGCUUCGGAAACAAAGGGAAUUGAGGGUGGAGAGAAGAGCCAAAUUGGCAGUUCAGUAUCAGCCACUUUAACGUGUACAAGUGUAACCCCAAGUACAGAUGACAAACCUCCAAUACACCUGUACCACCCUGGAGUAGCCUCAGUCUCUGGACCUCCAGAAGAACCUUCAGAGGCUGCAAGUAUUGGUGGCAAGAGGAGGAGAAGUUCUGAUGGUAAGAAAGCAGCAACAAAAAAGCAAAAGAAAUCACCUGGGGAUAUAGAACACAGUUCAUCUGAAACAGUUCCAAUGAAUGCAAUGGCUGAGCCCAUUCCUGCCAAUAAGAUGUCACCAACAACUGCUGCUGCUCGGGGCAAAAAGGGUCCUCAAGACAUGCCAGGACAGGAUACCCUUCAGACCAGCCAACUGGAAACCAGGUCAUCUCGAGGUAGAAAAGUCCAUCCUGAACCACCAUCUCCUGUAGUGUCACUGCAGUGUACUCUGUCCACAGCAGCACCCACAGUAACCACCACAUCUUUACCUGAGAAAUCCACAGCAACAGUAACACAGAACUCGGAGGUCUCUUCACCUUGCAAGAACCGUCGAGGCCAGGGAGACUCAACUCAGCCACCUAUACCAACUCAGGCCACCAGCUCUCCUUCACGGCAGCGAAGGCAACCUUCAGAAGCUGGUGAAGCACAGCCUCGCCCUCAGAUCUCUUCCCCAACUCGUAGCCGGAGACAUCAAACUGAAUCCAGUGCUGAGGCAGCUGCAGAAGCUCAGCAGGCUAUUCCAACAUCAGCAGAGUCAGAGACUAAUCAAACUUCAGGUGGUCUCCAGACAUCAGUUGCUGAAAAUGCUGAGUCCAACUCACGGCGAAGAGGAGCCUCCAGUAUUCAUUUGGACACCAGUGUGGAAUCACUGCCAUCAGUCACUUCACUGCACUCUCCCACCUCUGAAUCCUUCCAUAGUGCAGAAGAUGAUCCAUCCUCCCCAAGGAAAGAAAAAAGGCACCGAGAUGGAAGCAAAAAAAAGAAAAAAGACAAGGACAAAGAACUAGAUGGAGUUAAGAAAAGAAAGAAGCAUCAUCAUCGGGAUAAACAUGGCAUGGGAGAAAUGGCAUCUGAAAUCCUCACACCUUUCAGAAUAAAGAUCAAACCACUACCACCACGACCUAUGGAUGAGGUGGCCCAAGGAGCAAGUGCAGCACCUCCAGCCCCAACCACAAGCCAGGCCUCACUGGGUUCAGUCUCCUCAGCCAACACUACCACCACUACUGCUACCAUUACCACCUCUACCUCCUCCAAUACUGUCUCAUCCACUACUAGUACCUCAAGUUCCACUGCUGCUGCCACUUCCAGCACUACUUCAACCUCAAGUUCAGUGGUUACCCAUUCUAAUUACCAAACCAGGACACCUCCUGCUGGUUAUCCACCUCUCCCUCCAGGUUACACCCUGACUCAGCCAAUGGCUCCACCAUCCUCUACUUCCUCCUCCAAUACCAGCAGUAGCACUGCCACUGGCACUCACUACUCAACCUCCACCUCAAGUCAGGCCUCUACGAGUCAUGCCAACACAUUCAGCACAAGUGGAGGCUCCAGUAAUCGCAGGAGAUCAGAUCCCAGUGAUCCUCAACAAUUUAGCAAAUGUGAUGUGUGUGGUGAGACUGGGGGAGUCACCAAUACAGUCUCGUGUGAUGAAUGCAACAAAGCCUAUCACUUUAAUUGCUUGGAACCUCCUCUCAAGAAAUCCCCCAAGCGUCGUGGAUACUCAUGGUUCUGUGAAGACUGCGAUAGUGCGGUAAGCACCAUAAACCUGGCACACAUCCAGUGGAAUAUAAAUGCUCCUUAGUAUCUUCGAAUGCAUUAAGUAACCUGUUGCCAUAAUUUUUCACAAAGCAUGAAUUUAAGAUCAUGCUAGCUUACAAAUCCUGAUAUUUUUGUUUGUAUGGCAUUAAAACAAUUCCUUUAAAUUAUCUAUGAAUUAUUUUUUUCUGUUUUGUAAUUAUUUUGCUUAUAUAUUCUGUUAACUAGUUUUACAUUAUAUAAAUACCAGUUGUGUAUAUAACAUCAGUACAAUGUAAAGAACUUUGCAAGUUCCCUCAAGAAUAGAGAGAUGAUCAUGAUAUAACUGAGAUUGUCACAGUCCUAUUGAUGGAUGACUGAAUGCAAGUGUGUCAGUAACUAGUGUAUACUUAACUCCUACCAGGACUCAUUCAUACUUAAACAUCAUAAUAUAAAGCUAUAAUGAAAUAAAAAUUCAGGGUUAUGAACCUUGACAAAACUGCAAUAAAUUGUUUAUGAUAAUCCAUUGACAAAUGCCUUUAAGUCAUGCAAAUCUAAAAUGGCAGUGUGCAGAAAGAAAUUUGUUUCCCUAGAGCACAGGAGUAAUAUUACAUGAAGGAUGGGCAAAACUGUGCAGACACCAUGCAGUUGAUUCAUGUACUCCUCCAUUUUAGGAGGAAGAAAUUUUCAGAGAACAAACAUGAAGUAGUUUGGGGAGGGCAAACUUGAUCACAAAAGAAUGACUUGCUUACAUGUCUUACUCUGGAAUUUUACAUUUUCAUGAAAUGGUAUUGCACUUAUAUUAAUACUGUUAGUGAUUGUGGCUGGUCUUCCAAAAGUGAGAGUUGGUAUAUUCUAUCAUAUGAGCCAUCUUCUGUAUUCUUUAUCUAUGUUGUAAUUUCUACCAAAGGGUGGUGCUGGGCUGAGGAUUCCCUCACCCUUGUCCACUUUUCCCAUUCUUGGGAAUGGUAAUGGGAUUUACAGGUGCAUUGUCAACUGCAUUUGUACAAGAAAAUUGUUUGGCUACAUAUUGUCUAUUUAGCUUUUCUUAGUUUGAUGCAAGAAUGGGAAUAUUAUGUUUUUUUUUUUUUUUUUUUUUUUUUUUUUUUAUGUAGGAAGGAUACUGGCCAAGGGCAACAAAAAUCUAAUAAAAAAAAAAAUGCCCACUGAAAUGCCAGUCCCUUAAAAGGAUCAAAGCAGUGGUCAAAAAUUGGUGGAUAAGUGUCUUGAAACCUCCCUCUUGAAGGAAUUCAAGUCAUAGGAAGGUGGAAAUACAGAAGCAGGCAAGGAGUUCCAGAGUUUACCAGAGAAAGGGAUGAAUGAUUGAGAAUACUGGUUAACUCUUGCGUUAGAGAGGUGGACAGAAUAGGAGUGAGAGAAAGAAGAAAGUCUUGUGCAGCGCGGCCGCGGGUGGAGGGGAGGCAUGCAGUUAGCAACAGGAGUAAAUCAGAUCUGCUGUUGGGGCAUGAUGCAGAGAUAUUCUGGUAUGUUUCAUGACUGACACAUGUAUGGUAUGGUCCAUGAGAAGUGAUCCUCUCUACUGAAAGACAUAGAGGCUUAGAUGUGAAGAAAUGAUUGUGGAUGUGGUAAGUGUGUAGUGCCUUGUCAUAGCCAUUCUUGUGGGGGAUGUCAACCUGUUAUAGAAACAAAGUUCAUUAAUAUCAAGCAUUAGCUCUUCCAAUAAAAUUUCUAAGUAAUGCUAAAUAUAAUAUGGUAGCAUUUCAGAUAAAAAAUUUGCUACCAAGUAGACUUUGGUGCUAUUUUACAGCACUCAUACUAUUAUUUCAACAAGUGCUGUUAGUGUGUCAAGAAAUUUCACACAACUUAAAUUAAUAUCUUUAGUGCUGGCACAAUUAUGAGGAGGGAUGUACUAUUAUGCUCACUUCUUAGUACAUAUGUCACAUAUAUGAUCAUCAUUAUUGAAAUAAAAUGCCCACAACAAAAAAUUGUUCACUUGGUACUGGAAAUACUCAGCAUAGAUAUAGUCAGUAGUUCAAUAUGGAGGAAGUGGAGUCACUGGAACUUAUAAAUAGUCUAACCCAAAUUAAUAGAGUAAAGGUGUAUAUAAUGUAAAUAUUUUCUUUCUUUUAAUUUGAUUUGUAUAUUGUGCUUUCAUGCAUGCCAUCUAUACAAAUUCAUUUCUUUAACUUGCUUUUAUUGUGAAUGUAAUUGGGUAAUUGUAAGGUUGCUUGGUGCUCUGUUUAUUUAUUUUUUUUUAUUAUUUUUAUUUAUUUAUUUUUUUUACCAUUUUGUAACAUUCUUAGUAAUUUAUAAGAAGACUUCCCUUACCUUACCCUUCAUCCAUUUUGUUGCUCACCACUUCCUUCAAUUUCACAGCAUUUAAGAUUAUGUUCAAUCAUUAUUUCUGUGUAGUAAAGUAUUUGGACUUUAUAAUUGAGCACAUGCACUUUUCCUAAAAACUUUUCCUAAAAACACACAAAUGGAUAAUGUAUUUAUUUCAUAUUUCAUUUCCUAAAAACAUACAAAUGGAUGUAUUUAUUUCUUAUUUCAAUUUUUCACCAAUUUGUAUAGACAGUUUCAUUAAAAGAAUUUGCUCACGUCAGCCAUUCAUUGCAAUUUGAUUAUUUGUAUAAGUGGUUUGUACUUAUUCCAGAGGAAGUCUAAUUAUAUCACAUAUCACUUAGUCAUUAUAACACACACAUGUAAAACCCUAUAUUUUAAAGGGAGACAUAAUAGUAUACUGUGUACUGUAAAAGAUGACUCAAAUGGACAGAGCAAGAGGUGGGA